Molecule: messenger RNA, 1401 nt
Organism: Protopterus annectens (West African lungfish)
Lineage: Eukaryota; Metazoa; Chordata; Ceratodontiformes; Protopteridae
Gene: MMADHC
Product: metabolism of cobalamin associated D
Exons: 8
Coding region: 85-1008 (307 amino acids)
Biological process (GO): cobalamin metabolic process
Cellular component (GO): mitochondrion
Source: RefSeq, a predicted model, not a curated record
GGAUUGAGUAUCUGUUUUUGUCGUCCCACUGCAACAGAAGACAGAAGCAACGUGGAGGUGGGUCAUUUUAAAGGAAGCCCCUACAUGAUGUCCAGUACACUGUGUGGUAGGACCAGACUAGUAACAUAUCUGCCUGGGCUUCAUGUACUAACAAGACGGAUCACAGGAUCUAGGGCUUUCUCAACUGCUGGAUCUUCUAGGGCUUUCUCAACUGCUGGAUCUUCUGGCUCUGAUGAACCCCAUGUAUCAGUGCCACCACCUGAUACUGGUCCAAGGACAGUUUGGCCUGAUGAAAAAAUGGGUCCCUUUGGUCCACAAGAUGAGCGGUUCCAAUUACCUGGAAAUGUGGGAUUUGACUGUCAUUUUAGUGGAACAACUGCACAACAAAUAGUCCUAACUCACAGGAAGCUUCCAGAUGUCUUGACGGAGCCUUCUGCAGGAGAGAGACAUGAAUUUGUGCUGGCACAGUUUGUUCAUGAAUUUCAGGGCACUGAAGCAUCUCCUCAGCCACAGCAAGUCAGUAGUGCCGAACAGUACUUUGAAAAUGCAAAAAUUGAAUGUGCAAUUCAGUCUUGUCCAGAGCUGCUACGAAAAGAUUUUGUGUCCAUGUUUACAGAUGCACCAUCUAAUGGCCUUACAGUACUUACUGUAACUCAGAAAACAAAGAAUGACAUGACCGUGUGGAGUGAGGAAGUUGAAGAAGAGAGGGAUCUACUUCUAGAAAAAUUUAUUAAUGGUGCCAAAGAAAUUUGUUAUGCAAUACGUGCAGAAGGCUACUGGGCUGAUUUCAUUGAUCCUUCUUCAGGUCUGCCUUUUUUUGGAUCGUAUACAAACAACACACUGUUUGAAACAGAUGAACGCUAUCACCACUUAGGAUUCCACAUUGAGGACCUUGGAUGCUGCAAAGUAAUAAGACACCAUCUCUGGGGAACCCAUGUGUUCGUAGGAAGUCUUUUCACAAAUGCCCCAACAGACAGCCUUAUAAUGAAGAAAUUACAAGGGAACUAAUUGCUGUAGUAAAGUAAAUUUCAAAUUACCUCAUGAAGAAUAUGAAAACAAUUGGGACCUGGAUUUUACUAAUGUAGUAUAUUUGUUGUAAAGAAAUACCUUCAUUCUACAAUAAAGCAUCUUCUACUCAUUGCUGUUGGCACAUUCAGCAAAGGACUGUGGUGCUGUUUUAACUAAACUUGAGAGUUUUAAUGUGCUUCACCUAUUCCAUUUGGAUCCUACAGGUUCUUUUUUUUGCUUUAUUGUAGUGUGACCCUUGCAUUUUGAUCAGAUGUAAAUUCAGCACAAUUAAUAAAUAUUUAUUUUAAAGUUAUAUUGUAAGGCAUGGAUACUGUUAAUAAAAAUCUGUAAGCAGUAAUGCAUUAAUAAAAUAUUAUUUGGAAAUCCUUUUAA